AUGACUGCCUUGAUUGUUGUAGGCACAGACUACAGCACCCAUUCACCCUUGUGUGUGCCUCACCUGUUUUUUUCCUCAGAUGUGGACGAGUGUGCCCAAGGGCACGAUGACUGCCACCCAGAUGCAAUUUGUCAGAAUACUCCAAAGCUAUACAAGUGUACCUGUAAGCCAGGCUACAGCGGAGAAGGAAAGAUAUGUGAAGACAUUGAUGAAUGUGAUAAUGACUUCAACGGAGGCUGCGUUCACGAAUGUUUCAACAUUCCAGGCAAUUAUCGUUGUAUGUGUUAUGAUGGCUUCAUGUUGGCUCAGGAUGGCCAUAAUUGUCUCGAUACAGAUGAGUGCUUCUUCAACAAUGGAGGCUGCCAGCAUGUUUGCGUCAACACAGUGGGGAGCUAUGAGUGUCGUUGCAACGAUGGAUUCUUUCUCAGUGAUAACCAGCACACCUGCAUUCAUCGUUCAGAAGAAGGCAUGAGCUGCAUGAAUAAAGAUCACGGCUGUGCCCAUAUUUGCAAAGAAGCGCCAAAAGGAGGAGUGGCCUGUGAAUGCAGACCUGGAUUUGAACUGGCCAGGAACCAGAGAGACUGCAUUUUGACAUGCAACCACGGGAACGGUGGCUGUCAGCAUACAUGCGAGGAUGCGGAAGAUGGACCGGUCUGUGGAUGCCAUCCAGAGUACACUGUGCAUUCCAAUGGAAGGACCUGCCUUGAGCGAGAUGAGGCUUCAGCGGAGACAGUGGAAAACAAUGCCACAGCAGCAGCUGAUGUAGACAAGCGGGUGAAGCGGCGACUGCUCAUGGAAACAUGUGCCGUAAAUAACGGUGGCUGUGAUCGUACUUGUAAGGACACCUCAACAGGUGUUCACUGCAGCUGUCCUGUUGGAUUUACUCUUCAGUUUGAUGGGAAAACUUGCAAAGAUAUUGAUGAAUGUCAAGCCAACAAUGGUGGAUGUGAUCACUUUUGUAGAAACACAGUUGGUAGUUUUGAUUGCAGCUGCAAAAAAGGAUUUAAAUUAUUAACGGAUGAAAAGUCUUGCCAAGACAUUGACGAAUGUUCAUUUGAAAGGACAUGUGACCAUAUAUGCAUCAAUCAUCCAGGCACUUUUGAGUGUACUUGCAGCAAAGGAUACAUUCUCUAUGGCCUCACACAUUGUGGAGAUAUUAAUGAGUGCAGCAUCAACAAUGGAGGCUGCCAGCAUACCUGCAUAAACACUUUGGGGGAUUAUGAAUGCCGCUGUAAUGCAGGCAACAAGUUACAUUGGAACAAAAAGGACUGUGUUGAAAGGUUCUUGCCUGACGUCAUUUCACGCCAAAUAUCUCUGCGUUGCGUUAAGACCGGUGGAAGCGAUAGGUGCUUUUUAAUCUGCCCUUCAGACAUCCACUUUAUGUCAGGCCUGGAAGAUUCCUACACUAUAAAAUGUGGCAGCCCUUCUCAGUUUAAGAAAAAAACCCAUAAUGCAAAUGAGUCAGCAGCCUUAGAUCUUUCCACCAUCAGGACAAGUUUAACCUUUAAACUUAAUGAAGGAAAAUGUAACUUGAGAAAGAGUAAGAUGUUUCAAGAUGCUGUGCAUCAUGUAAUACAAGAGAAACAUAAUUCAGUAAUGGAGACCUUCUACUAUGUAAAGCUAACAUGCAUUUCUGGCAAGAGAGUUCUUGGAGACCUCGGCAGAUUGAAGGCAGCUAGAGAAAUGUUUAUAUCUGCGGACUUUGAACUUGAAGCAAACCAAAAGGAGGUGACAGAGACAUGUAAUUUGAAUUGUGUACGUAAAAGGACUGAGAAGAGGCUGCGUAAAGCAAUUAGAACGUUGCGAAAAGUGAUCAACAAAGAGCAAUUUCAUAUUCGCCUGGCUGGUAUGGACCAUGAUGUGGCCAGAAAAUCUCCCAGAGUACUGGAUGCUCAAGAACUGUGUAGCCUAGGUCAAAGGCAUGUGGAUAACAGAUGUGCUAGCUGCAGUGUUGGAACAUAUUAUGAUGGGGAUCAAGAAGGUUGCAUUUUAUGUCCUAAUGGAACUUACCAAGACCAUGAAGGUCAAAUAACUUGUGAACCUUGCCCAAUUCCUCAGAACCCAGGGAGCCAAAAACCAGCUGGAGCUCGCACUAUAUAUGAAUGUGGAGGGCAGUGCUCACCUGGUGAGUAUUCUUCUGAUGGAUUUAAGCCCUGUCUUCUGUGUCCUCCUGGAACAUACCAGCCAGAGCCAGGACGGACAUCUUGUUUUACCUGUGGAGGAGGCCUAAUGACAAAACAUACCAGCGCAACCGUGUUUCAGGACUGUGAAACGAAAGUGCAGUGCUCACCCGGUCACUUCUACAACACUUCAACUCACCGAUGCAUCCGCUGCACAGUCGGAACGUACCAGCCGGAGUUUGGACAAAAUUACUGCAUUGCCUGCCCUGGGAAUACCACCACUGAUUAUGAUGGCUCAACAAAUGUAACACAGUGCAAAGAUAGGCACUGUGGCGGUGAGCUUGGGGAAUUUACUGGAUAUAUUGAAUCCCCAAACUAUCCUGGAAAUUACCCUGCAAAUACUGAGUGUACCUGGAUGAUAAAUCCACCUCCAAAACGGCGCAUCCUGAUUGUGGUCCCAGAAAUAUUUUUACCAAUAGAAGAUGAAUGUGGAGACUACCUUGUGAUGAGAAAAAGUUCUUCCUCGAAUUCUGUGACCACAUAUGAAACCUGUCAAACCUACGAACGCCCAAUAGCUUUCACUUCCAGGUCUAAAAGGCUGUGGAUCCAGUUCAGAUCAAAUGAAGGAAAUAGUGCCAAAGGAUUCCAGGUCCCUUAUGUAACAUAUGAUGAGGAUUAUCAGGAACUAAUAGAAGACAUAGUCCGGGAUGGUAGACUGUAUGCAUCAGAAAACCAUCAAGAGAUCCUUAAGGAUAAGAAACUGAUAAAGGCCCUGUUUGAUGUUUUGGCACAUCCACAGAACUACUUCAAGUACACAGCGCAAGAGUCCAGGGAAAUGUUUCCAAGAUCCUUUAUUCGGCUGCUGCGUUCUAAAGUCUCCAGGUUUUUGAGACCUUACAAAUAAUGGACUCCAUAUUUUGAAAACUUCCCAACUGUACAGUAGGAAAUUGUGGUUUUCUCUAUUAUAGGGAAGUCUUCAGGAAGCUGAUUGGUCAACUGUAUACAGUGUGUACAUUUUUUUAA
Messenger RNA from Euleptes europaea (tarantolino), 3143 nucleotides. It is a transcript of the gene SCUBE2, whose product is annotated as signal peptide, CUB domain and EGF like domain containing 2. The transcript has 22 exons. Lineage: Eukaryota; Metazoa; Chordata; Lepidosauria; Squamata; Sphaerodactylidae. Gene Ontology annotation, biological process: signal transduction. Gene Ontology annotation, cellular component: cell surface. The coding region runs from base 1 to 3024 and encodes 1007 amino acids. The record is from RefSeq and is a predicted model, not a curated record. Gene Ontology annotation, molecular function: calcium ion binding.